This is a messenger RNA of Endocarpon pusillum Z07020, 3411 nucleotides long. RefSeq lists its product as uncharacterized. Bases 1 to 3411 code for a protein of 1136 amino acids. Lineage: Eukaryota; Fungi; Ascomycota; Eurotiomycetes; Verrucariales; Verrucariaceae. The transcript has a single exon. The record is from RefSeq and is a predicted model, not a curated record.
AUGGCAGACAUGGCAACAAAUAUACCAGUAGUGCAAGCUGCUGAGCCACCAGACAUGAGCCAGCGCUCUCUGGGUUCACCUGUAAGAGAGAAAUCCUUUCCUUUGUGUGACCAUGCACCCAGGCUGAUUCCACAGAUGCCCCGAACUGGGGAGCUCAUCCAAAUUCCAGGUUUAGGCAACGCAGAAGAGUCUUCUCCGCAUCAACCAGAUGUUUCAGAUCUCAACUGCCACGAUACGACCGCACAAACCGGCGACUCGCAGGAUAAUGCCAGCUCGACAUUAGAAACCUCAGCUCCCCUUCCAGACGCCAUUAGCCACGCGCCAGUGAAUAUUGAUGGUUUACCCGUCGACGAAUCAAGAACCAUCCAAGAGCCGCUCGAGAAACCACACAUCAACCGCGGCAUGAGAUGCGCAUUACAAGCAGCUCAGACCGAAUGGGAGCGUCAAAGCUCUCAGUUCCACAAGAACAAGAAUAUUCACCAUUUCAACUUCCUUGGGGAAGGGGUAACACACAAAACUACAACUCCACCAGCUGUAUCUCUUCUUGUAGCCGUGACAGGUGCCAAAUCAGGUUUCGUCUCUCAAUGGGGCGAACGCGGAACUGAGAUCCCGGACCCACACGGAUUUGCUGUGAUGCGAAAUGCAAUGAAGCACGUUGAUCCUGUCAUUUACCAAGGCCCUGCUGAGAUUCUGCACCUUCGAGGAUCACGUCUGCGUGAGGCUGCGACGGGAUUAUGCAAGAACUUCUACUCGCAGCAUGGUACUUGGUGGUCUGACACAUAUGGUGAGCACGAAGAUCGACCCGAACUUGAUGGAAUGAAUGUUCUCAAGUAUGAGCCUCAGAUCUUUCCUGUCAACGGCUGGUUCCAGAAUUCGUCCAUGAUGGAUCGGUGGGACCUAUGCAGGAACUCAGAAAGGUUGGCAAAGGAGAAACUGCAGGAAACGCAGCAGGUUUUAAAGCGCCAGCAUGCGUGUGAACGAAAGGGAUCCCCUCUCUAUGAAGUAAUGACGACAGAAGAUUUGCACCUUUCACCAAAAGAAAGAGUAGAUAUGCCUAUGGCUGCGACAUCUUCGAAGGACGGCGAUGGCGCUAGAAAGGGCUAUUCAGCCUGGACAGUUGACAUCAACCAAUUCUUGGGCAAAUGCGCCAAGUGGUCUGAUGAGAUUGACGAUGAGGACGAAGAGUCUAUAUCGCCCAGUCCAGCUGCUCCGCUCGGGCACCUUACUUCCGCAGCUGUUCAGAUCGAAGCAAAGAGAGACCUUGAAGGGGAACCUAAAGUUGAUGUGGAGCCCACAUCUUCAGCAACACCAGAUAGUCAUGCAGCCCCUGACACCUCGCCGGUGUCGACUGUUGCUGAUGACAAGGGAUUGACCAUCGAAUGUGAGGAAGUCAAUGGACGCCCAUCACGACCGGCUGAACUUCAAUCUGGGCCUGUGCACAAUUCGAUCACUCCUUGCCAUGCAGAUGCAAAAUCGCCAGAGCAUUCUCUAGAGGGUUUGACUCAAGAAGAACUUGAGGAAGAAGACAGGGAAAUAUAUGGAGAUACGGCUGCUGUUUCUGUCAGCGUCCCAGACACCCUGCGACCACUCCAGAAAUGUGGGCUGGUGGAUCGUCAAGAUGGAGUUGAGUCGUCAAGCGAGUCUUCCGAGGAGGGAGCAGAUGCCAGCAGUACUGCUCCAACCACGCCUGCGGAUUCCGUUUCGCUCGGAGUCAGCUUCUGCCGACCAAUUCGCGAGAAGCCAGCUGCGUUGGUACAUCAGCCUCAGACUGUCCCUGCUACGACUCCUCACAUCUCCUCUUUAGCUGCAUCAUCAGUCAACUUCAGUUUUCCGAUCCGCAAAAAGCCAGUUGCGCCAUUCAAGGACCUUCAGGUCGUUUCUGCCACCGUGUUUGAUGAUUCCUCUUUGACGUCAGCCGCAGAUAGCACCAAGCCACCGAUUCGAGUCAAACUACCUGGUGCUACCAACCUUCCCAAGGACACUGUCGAGAACGGCUUUGCUACCAGUGCUGAGGUUAGCUCCAGCACUUCACCUCCACCUGCCUCUGGUAGUGACAUGAGCUACAAUGCUCCAUCACGACCAUCUUCACCCCUCUUGCAAAAUGUGCUGUCUGACCUGGAGGACGAGGAUGGCAUUGGCGAGAAUGAACAGAUGUCUCCAAUUUCACUAAAGACACUAAAUCACGUCAUUCUGCCCUUGCAACUUCGGAAAAGCCCUGCUCGCCGAUUAACAGACUCACCAUUUGCCCCUAUGGAGAUGUCUGAAGAAGCUUGGCCUGCGACUGACACUACGAAUGAAGAACCGUCCCCUUCAAAGUGUACAGCCAAGCCCAAAAGCGCAUCUUUGGUCCUACCAUCAGAUGAUUUCGAACCAGCCAUCGUGUCUCCGAAGCAAAUGCUGGGGAAGUUCAAGAGAGCCUCCUUGCUUUCUUCGAAGGGCUCUUCCAUACCACGCUCCAAGUCUUUUGCCAACCUGAAAGAUCUUGCAAAAGAGAAUUCGUCUCCCCGAUCUGUGCAACGCCAGUCAUCUCUUCCAUCUCAUGCUGAGCUUGAGAAAUUAGCCGAGCUGCCUUUGCCUAAGACCAAGUAUCGGUCUAAGCUAGACAAGAUGGAAGUUAUCUCUGAGGAGAAUGAGUCAGAAGCAGAGAUGAGUGUGUCUCCCGAGGAACCUGAAGCACUUCUCACCACGACCUCGGACCCAACAUGCCAGACCAAGGACGACAAGGCCCACAAUGAAGAUGUGACGGAUGAAGACGGAUCUGAUGAACAUUCUGAUGACACCGACGUCGUCAUCCAUCCCAAAUCGCCAGUCCGCUCGCAAUAUAAGCGCCCGGCUUCGAACACACCACGGAAGAUGAUGGGCCGGAGGUCCAUUUGGUCCGAUAUGCCAAGCUAUGCAAAUAGCUACACCUCCACUGGGAACCUGGAGCCACUCGAUGAAGUCGAAAGCGUCGAUGUGUCAGUCGAAGGCACCGGUAACCGCGCCAUCUACGCCAUCGAUUACUGGGCCGGCGUCUUUGAGCAUGAAAACAACAUCGACUUCCCACGAUCAGCUCCUACCAACGCGAGCAAUGUCCCGGUUUCAGCCGACCCCCUGACAGCCGCCCGCUCAGUCGCAGGAAGCGCAAGCUCCUCACCUCAUGGAUCGUCCAACGCCUCCGCAGAAGACACGGAGGCCACUACACCAAUUUCAAAUAAAGCAGCUAAGACGAUCACAGAUGUCCAUUUCAUCCGCACCAAACCCGCAACCUCAGUCUGGGGCAGGAUCAAGGCGAAAGUCACGGCCCAGCCAUCGCGAUCAUCACCGGCACCUCCGACGAAGGAGAAAUCGAAGUUGGCGAAAAAGAUGAAGAAGUUUUUGAGAAAAGGGAUCGAGGCAUUCGGUAAUGGAGCGCGACCGAUGGGCCUUUGA